Messenger RNA from Durusdinium trenchii, 4812 nucleotides. NCBI's taxonomy places the organism in Eukaryota, Dinophyceae, Suessiales, Symbiodiniaceae. The record is from the annotation of a GenBank genome assembly.
AUGGCAAAGAUCUUCAAAGGCUUGUGCAUGAGCGGUUUGUGGGGCUGCUUCGACGAGUUCAACCGCAUCGAGUUGGAGGUCCUGAGCGUGGUGGCCACCCAAGUGGAAUCGAUCAUGCAAGCAAAGAAGCAGAACUUGAAGAACUUCAUGUUUCCGGGUGAGCCAUAUCCCAUCAAAUUGGUCCCGUCUGUGGGCUACUUCAUCACCAUGAACCCUGGCUAUGCAGGGCGGCAAGAGCUUCCGGAGAACUUAAAAGUCCUGUUCCGUAGCGUCUCGAUGAUGGUGCCCAACCGCGAGACCAUCAUGCGCGUGAAGUUGGCCUCCGCGGGCUAUGUGGGCAUGGAUGGACUGGCGAAAAAGUUCAACAUCUUAUACAAGCUUUGCGAGCAGCAGUUGAGCAAGCAGCGCCACUAUGAUUUUGGCCUGCGCAACAUCCUCAGUGUGCUGCGGCAAUCGGGCUCGGUGAAGCGGGCGAACCCGGGUGAAGCGGAGGAAGAGAUGCUCUUCAUGCGCACCGUGCGGGACAUGAACUUGUCCAAGUUGGUGGCGGAUGACGUUCCUCUCUUUAUGAACUUGCUGGAGGAUCUCUUCCCCAAGGUGACCGAGACGCCAGAGAUGACCUACAAGAGCUUGGAAGACACCGUGAGGCGCCUCGCUGAGACCCAACGGCUCCAUGAGAAGGACACCUGGAUGUUGAAGAUCAUCCAGCUCUAUGAGAUCUCUUUGGUCCGGCACGGCUUCAUGCUCGUGGGGCCCACGAUGUGUGGCAAGAGUCGUAUCAUGCAAACCUUGACGCAAGGCAUGAGCGAAGACCCGGAGAAGCCCACGCCACACAAGCUGGUGGUCAUGAACCCCAAGGCCAUUACCGAUGCGCAGAUGUACGGCGUGAAGGAUGGUGAUGAGUGGACUCCGGGAGUCUUCGCCUCCCUUUGGCAGCAACGCAACAACCGGGCCUCGAAGUACAACUCCUGGAUCGUGUGUGACGGGCCCAUUGAUGCGAUUUGGAUUGAGAAUUUGAAUACUGUGCUGGAUGACAACAAGAUCCUGACCUUGGCGAACAACGACCGCAUUCCGAUGACGGACAAUUGUCGCAUCGUCUUCGAGGUGGAGAGCCUUCGAAACGCCAGUCCGGCCACGGUCUCGCGGGCUGGAAUCAUUUAUGUGUCGACAUCGGAUUUGGGCUGGGGCCCUUUGGUGGAAAGCUGGCUGCUGCAGCGCUUGGAAUUGGGUGCAACUAGACAGCAGGAAGUCACUGUGCUACGAAAGACCUUUGAGAGCUGGCUGCGGACGCCUCCACCCGAUGCCGGUGUGGCCGUGGACUUCUUCGAUUGGAACGCGCGGAACUUGAAGGGGGUCAUGAGUACCAACGAGACGAUCUUGAUCGCCAACAUUCUCAACUUGCUUUCGGCCAUGCUCCGCAUGCAUGUGCAAGUGAACGAGGCCAUCAGCGAGGCUGCAUGCAUUCGUGUCUUCGCGUACUCGGUGGCCUGGGGCAUGGGCGGUCUACUGGAGCCCGACGGGCGCAAAGCUUUUCAUGCCAAGCUGUGCGAAGUGAUGGAGCAAGCAGGCCAUGGCCAGUACGCGCCACCCUGCCGCGAGGGCGAGACCAUCUUCGAGUUCGUCCCCGAUCCAGGGGACCGGAGCCGGCCGUGGAAGCACUGGGCACCAGCGGAAUGGAAAGUCCCGAAGAUCUUACGCUUCUCUGCUUUGCUGAUUCCCACGAUCGACUCCUGUCGCGCGGGGUACCUGAUCGAGGUGAUUGCCAAGUUGGACCUGACCCGAACACCGCCGAAUUACAAGUCUUCCCUGAUGGUGGGCGCCGCGGGAACUGCGAAGACCUCCACGGCCAAGAUGUUUUUGAACAAGUACCCCGUCGAUGUGAUGCUCUCGAAACGCCUCAACUUCUCGAGUGCGACCACCCCACUGGGCUUGCAAAAGGCCAUUGAAGGAGAAGUGGAGAGGAAGACAGGGAAGACCUUCUGCCCGCCUGGUGGGAAGCCACUCACCGUUUUCUUGGAUGAUGCAUCCAUGCCUUUGGUGAACAAAUGGGAAGAUCAGGUCACCAACGAGUUGACGCGACAACUCAUGGAGUUUGGUGGCUUCUACUUCUUGGACCGAGACAAGCGCGGUGAAUUCAAGAGGAUCGAACACUUGACCUACAUUGCCGCCAUGAUGCAUCCAGGCGGAGGUCGAAAUGACAUCCCCAACAGGCUCAAGUCCAAAUUCUUCCUCUUCAACAUGGUCUUGCCCUCCACAGUGAGUGCGGACAACAUCUACGGCAGCAUCCUGCGCGCACGCUUCAACACCAAGCUGGGCGUCGAUGGUGGCGUCGUGGCGCUGUCGGCCAACCUCACGACGGCGACCAUCGCCCUGUGGACCAAGGUGCAGAAGGUGCUGCUGCCCACGCCCGCGAGGUUCCACUACAUCUUCAACUUACGUGAGCUGAGCCGCGUUUUCCAAGGCAUUAUGGAGACGCCGCUGGAGGUGAUGAAUGAUGAGGAGCGAUUGGUCUCGCUCUGGAGGCAUGAAUGCACCCGCGUCUUUGCUGACAAGCUCGCACGCGAGAAGGACAAGAGCCUGAUCGACAAGUUGGUGCAUGACUUUGCAUGCGAGCACUUCGGCGAGCAGCUGUCCACUUACACGAGUCCGACCACCUGGUGGUGCGACUUCCAGCGUGAUCGGCCUCCAGCUACAGAGGAUGAGGAAGAUCCAGUGGCACCGAAGAUCUACGAGCCGGUGUCAUCCCUGGCCGAUGUGUGCCGAAAGGCCUACGAGUAUUUGGCCAGGUUCAACGAGAAGAACCCUGCCAAGAACAUGAAUUUGGUGCUUUUCGAAGAUGCCUUGAUGCAUUUGAUGCGCAUCAACCGCACCAUUCAGCAGAAGCGGGGCAGCGCCAUGCUGGUGGGCGUGGGCGGCAGUGGCAAGCAGUCCUUGACUCGACUGGCCGCGUUCAUCUCGGGGCACCACAUUUUCCAAAUCACCAUCACCAAGACCUAUGGAGAGGUCCAGUUCUUGGAAGACUUGAAGGAGCUGUUUAUCAUCGCUGGACAGAAGGAUGAGGAUGUGACCUUUAUUUUCACGGACCAAGAUGUAAUCAAUGAGAACUUCCUUGAGAUCAUGAACUCCAUCUUGGCCACAGGGGAAGUGGUGGGUUUACUCCAGAAGGAUGAGAAGGAGGCGGUGUGCAAUGAGGUGAGGAAUGACUUCGCUUCCGAUUAUCCUGGGCAAGAGGAAAACACCACCAAUCUCUACAACUACUUCCUCAACCGGCUCCGAGACAACUUGCACAUUGUCCUUUUCUUCUCACCUCUCCAUCACAAGUUCGCGAUCCGCGCGCAGAUGUUCCCUGCCGUGUUCUCGGGCGUGAAUAUCAACUGGUUCUUGCCCUGGCCGGAAGAAGCCUUAGUGGCCGUCAGUGCGAACUUCCUGAAGAACUUCAAGAUCGACACCACCGAGGAGAACCGCAAUCGCCUCUACGAACUCAUGGCCUCCUUUCAGAAUCGCAUCAGUGACGUGUCCAAGGUCUACCUCUCGCGCAUGCGGAAGCACGUCUAUGUCACGCCCAAGAGCUUCUUGUGCUUCAUUGAGUACUACAAGAAGCUCUACGCAUCGAAGUAUGAGGACGUCAAUGUACAAGAGAAGAGCGUGAACAUUGGGCUUCGCAAGCUCGAGGAGGCAGCGAAGAGCGUGCUGGACAUGCAGGAUGACAUCGAACGCCAGGAGAAAGUCUUGAAGAUGGAAACGGAUAAGGUCACUGCACUGGUGAAGAAGGUCCACGGAGAGAAGCAGAACGCGGAGGAAAAAGCUGAAGAGGUGGGCAGCAUCGCCAAGACCUGCGAGGACAAUGCCAUGGCCAUCGACGCGGAUCGCCAAGAAGCCAAUCGGGAGCUACAGGAGGCCUUGCCCUACCUGCAUGAGGCGAACGCAGCUUGCCAGUCCAUCAAAGACAAGGACAUCGUGGAACUGAAGGGCAACAAGGCUCCCGUGGACAUCGUGAAAUUGACCUUCGACGGUUUGUUGCUCUUGAUGGGGCACAAGGUCACAGAGGUGAAGGUGGAAGACAAGCUCAUCAACAAGGUCUCAGGCACCUUCAUCAAGGAUUCCUUCGAUGAGCAUGCGAAGGCUGUGUUGAACGACAUGAACUUUUUGAGGAACCUCAAGAGGUUUGCGGAGAAUGAUCGCGACACCAUCAAUGAUGAGACCUGCGAGCUCAUCGAGCCCUACUUGCGCUUCGACCCGGAUCCCAACAAGAGCUGGGGCCCUUGGAAACACGCUGUGCUGGAUCAAAGCUUGGCCAAGAAAGCCAACGCAGCUGCUGAGGGGCUCUGUAAGUUCGUGGGUGCCAUGGUGAUGUACCAUGAAGCCUCCAAGAUCGUGAAGCCCAAGAUGGACUUCUUGAAGGUGCAAGAAGCCAAGCUGGAGAAGGCGCGUGGGGAGUUGGCCGAGGCGGAGGCGGAGCUCCACAAGGUGCAGAGCGAAGUGGCUGAGUUGGAUCGACAGCUUCAAGCGGCCUUCCAUGCCAAAGCGGAGCUCGAGGCCAGCAAAGAGGCUCAGAAGCGGAAGAUGGAUGCGGCCAACCGUUUGCUGAAAGGCCUGGAGACGGAGCAGGACCGCUGGACCGAGGACGCGGCGAACUUCGCCACGCGGCGCCUGGCGCUGGUGGGCGACGUGGCGCUGGCGGGCGGCUUCGUGACGUACUGCGGGCCCUUCAACUCGGAGUUCCGGGACAAGAUCACGCAGGACCGGCGCGAUCGGGUAGACCGCUCCCUCCGCGGAGGGAGGAGGCGACUGGAGGCGACUGGAGGCGUUUGA